Molecule: messenger RNA, 6712 nt
Organism: Branchiostoma belcheri (Belcher's lancelet)
Lineage: Eukaryota; Metazoa; Chordata; Leptocardii; Amphioxiformes; Branchiostomatidae
Exons: 28
Coding region: 44-6307 (2087 amino acids)
Cellular component (GO): cell surface
Molecular function (GO): heparin binding
Source: RefSeq, a predicted model, not a curated record
CAGACCCGGGGUGUAGUGGUGAAGAAGACGGCGAUCCGAAAAAAUGGCGAAGUCGGCAGUGUGCACGGCACCAUGGAUGUCUGGGGUUGUGGUGUUAGUGCUGUUUGUCACGAUGGUGGAUCCAACCGAACACCAGCAAUCUGAACACGGGACGGCUCAACAAGUUUUUCAGUUUGAAGUUAACCAAGUCCUGGACAGACAGUUCACUCAGCUGACACAAGCCUUGGAAACAGCAGAAACCUCCAGGGUGAAGAGGACAGUGGACUUCACUCUCUCUCCAAUGUUUCCCCAUGAAACUGAAGAUCAGGCAGAGGAAGUGCACUUGUCUGGAGUCUCCAUGACUGAUGUCUACACAAUGGCCUUCCUACAGCUGGAUGAUGUAGCAUUCCUCUUCCUUGCAUCAGGAAACAGCCAAGUCCACAAUGUUACCAUCUUUGCACUUGAUGCCGAUUCUGAAGACUUCUCUAAGGCAGGAGAGUGGCAGGUUUCAGGACCUGUUGUUUUGGAAGCCAUCAGCAUGGGGUCCUCAGGCUUUCUCCUGGUGUCUGAAGAAGAUGAGAAGAAUGUGCCUAAAGCCUACCGAACAGAAAUAUAUACCUUCAACAGAGGUGCCACAUCAUUUGUGCAGACCAUAGUCACACCAGGCAGCUGUCACUGGAGGCACUUUACCAUGGAGGACGGUCUCUUUAUAGCAAUGCUGAGUGAAAGAGCUUAUUCAGGAUCAAUGUUGCUACAUAUAUACUACUGGGACGGUGCCUAUUUUGACAAGGUGUAUGAUAUCCCAGUGCAGACUGCCUGUGACAUUGAACCCUUCACCAUCCAGAAACAGUCUUACCUGGCAGUAGCUAACUGCCCCACUGAUUCAGCUAAGGGAACAGAACGCAACUCUUCACUAAUCUACAAAUUUCUUCCAUUCAAGAAUGAGUUUGAGGUUUAUCAGAUGCUACCGGGCUAUGUUACUACAGACUUGGAAUUUUUUACUGCUGGACCAGAUGCUUUUCUAGCAGUAACCCAGAGAACUGCCUGGACCUCCACUCUCCAGCACACUGACACCUACAACUGUGAAUGUGUCAUCUAUCGCUGGAACGGUUAUUUCUUUGUCCCCUAUCAGGAUAUCCCUCUGACUGAUGCUGAUGUAACAAAGUCAGUACAACUUUAUCAAGAACAAGCGGUCUUGUUGGUCACAAAUGCAAAAGACAGUGUAGAGACAUACCAGCUCGCCAAUGACAAGUUUGAACAAUCUUCCAUUUUUUCUUCUCAUUCAGACCUUAUUGGAGUUAAGGACAUCCAUAGCUUUUAUGCAGGAACUUCAUCAUACCUGAUGUUUAUAUCUGAUGAGGCCAGGCUGUUUAAGCUCACAUUUCUACAACGAAGAAACCUGAUGGGUUUUCAACAUGUUACAGUGGGUGAAGGUGUUUGGUUAAGUGCUGAACUUCAAAACGUGGAAAAAAGUAUAAGCAAACUUAGCUCAGAUAUCCAAAUGAAAGAGGUGAAGCUGAACAUGUCUGAACUUGUGGAGGGGCGGAAAUCAUUUCAAAACAUCACCAUAUCACACUGGCUUACAGAGUGGGAUGACACUAUUGUCACUGAAGAGGAAAAGCAAGCGGUGCAGGAGUAUGAGGACUUAAUGGCCUCAAUACUCCUCAUGUACAGUACCUCCAUGGACAUCAUGGACUCACUGCCGAGGUACCUGUCCAAGUCUGGAGAACAGACAUUUACCACUGAUAAACACAUCAAAAGCCUCAAAGUCAAACAUUUGUCUACUUCUAAAAACAUUGAUGCAGAAAUCAUUAACAAGGAGAAAUUCAGGCACCUUGUAAAGAACAUGUUUUACAACAACCAAGCUGACCAGUCAGUUCAUGCUACCCUAACACUUCCCUUUCUAACAGUUCAAGGCAAUGUCACAGUGUUAGGAACUAUUGAUGACUUGCACAUUCCUCUAGAUGUUGUUUUUCAACACAUACCAAAUGACAUCUCUGCUACAAAGGCCUUUGAACAGGGGGUGGUUUUCCACCAGGACAUGGACGUCAGUGGAAGUAUUGAUGACAUGUUGUUGGAAGACUGUUUGUUGACUCAAGAAGACCAAAAUGUUACAGGCUUUCUGACCUUUGGAGAUGAUAUCUCCUGUAAGGGUGAAGUGAUCGUGGAAGAAGAAUUGACCGUCAGUACUGUUGACUUAUCAUCGCUGGCAGGUGCUGUAGUGUACCUGCAGGUAGGUGGUGCACCUGUCAGGCUCGCUGGCAGCUGUGUCAUCACCACAACCGUGGAUGUCCAGGGAGAUGUCUCUAUAACUGGCACCAUUGACCAGGUGGACAUCUGCCAACUCGGUGAAACUGUGAUGAGAGUAGACUCCUCCCAGAUCAUCUCUGCUGACUGGACUGUGCUCAGUGACGUCACAUUUACUAAAGACUUGACAGUCGCUGGAACCAUCAACAAUGUCUUCCUGCCAGGAGAUGUGGCACGUUGGGAAGGAGACCACAUCAUGACUGGUGACGUGUUCCUGAACAACAGAGUGGUCAUAACCAGUACAGGAGUGCUGGUCCUGGGGGGAACGGCUGAUGGCAUUUUGUUGUCAAACAUCCUGACUGUGGAGUCAGAUCAAGAGAUAAAUGGGCAAAUCAUGUUCCAGACCAACAUUGUUCUGAGAAACUCCAGUAUUGUGUCAGGACUGAUUAACGGCAUAGAAUUACCUUGGUUUGCUGCUGACAUCUUGUGGAAAAGUGUUGAGAAUCUGAUGACUGAUCUUCAAUCUGGUGUUAUGAUAAUCACUGGGGUGAAGACGUUUGCAGAUUUCUUGGUCUGCCAGCCACCUUGCAGUGUGGAUGGUUUUGUGGAUGGUGUGGACGUGACUCAUCUCUACCACAACACAGUAGGACCUCACCAGCCUGACAAUGUCCCAGAGAAUGUCCUUCUUGUCAGCCAGUCGUACAUGUCAGCACAUUUGUCCUCGGACUCAAGGUCUUUCUGGACUGACUUCACCUUUGCUGACGUGCCGGCUAAUCUGAAAUCCAACCUGUAUUUCCUCGGCAACGUUUCCAUCUCAGACCACCUCUCUGUUGAAGGUUUGGUGAAUGGCGCUGAUGUCAAUGCAAUAUUAACAGAUGCCCUUGUCACUACUGGGCCCCAGGUGGUUGUUGGCUCCAAAGUGUUUGUAGAUGGAGUGACGUUAACAGAGCUACAUGUUGAUGGAACAGUGGAUGGACUAAACCUUCCUGAUGAUGUGAUGACUAUCCAAGCUACACAGUACAGUAGUGGGGUGCAGACAUUCCAAGAUGAGGUACACCUGUCUAAACUGGCUGCUGGGCAGCUGACUGUACAUGAAUUGUCUGAUUGGAACCUAACAGACCUGAUGAUGAACACACUGUUCACACAUGCCCACCAGAGUGUACUAGGGAAGAAGACCUUUGCAGGCAGUCUUGACAUCGUUGCCGAUCUGAUGGUUGUAGGAGAGGUCGAUGAAGUGAUGCAGCUACAAAAUGUAACAAGUGAUGCGGUGAAGAAGGAUGGUUCUGUAACUGUGGCAACAAAACAAGUGUUUAUGGAAGUUUCCAUUUGGAACAUAUCUGUGACAGGUCUGUUGUCUGGAGUGGACAUGUCCUACCUGAGUCCUGGCAGGGUGAUGGUCCAGCAUAUGAACCAGACCAUCCAUGGACACAGGACCCUUCUACAGAACGUAUCCAUGACAUGUCUCACUGUCCAGGGGUUACUGAAUGGAGCUGAUGUGUUACAGUUGGAGCAGGAAGCCAUGCUGGUGACGGACACGUGUUACACAGGCGUGAUGUUUAAAGACGUCAUCAGCGAAGGGAACAUCAGUCUCCAUGAAGGAGGACAGACAGAUGGACUGGACCUGUCCCUGGACUUGGAUGGAAAGAUCAUCUAUGGCCAGAAGACUUUCCUGAUGCCUGUCCAUGUGCAUGGAAAUAUCAGAUCACAGAACGGCCGGAUAGAUCAGGUGAACUUGACUCAGGUGGCAGACCAGACCAUGGACACCAAGUCUUCUCAGGUCAUUACUGCAGCCAAGACCAUCCAUGGAAAUGUGCACCUCACAGGGGACAUGAUUAUCCAAGGCUUCUUGAAUGGGAUACUUGUCAAUGAAUUUCAACAUGGAGCCAUGACCUUAACUAGAGAUCACAUCAUCUCUGACCACAAAAGAUUCCAGGAUGUCAUCAUUACUCAACUGUCUGUCUCAGGAACAACUACUGGGGUUCAUCUGGAAGAUGUCAACUCACAAAGGGUAACUCUGAACAAGACAACUCACAUCAUGGGUAGAAAACUACUUAUGGCCUCGACUGGUCUAAAGAAUCAUCUGACAACAUCUGAGAUUGUACUAUCAGGGCUCCUCACUGGGCUAGAUGUCCCCAUCUUCAGCUCUGCUGUCCUUAGGAGGUCCAGUACUCAAGUGAUAACUGGUCUGCACACGUGGCAGUGUGUGGUGCAGACACAGAGUCUCCAGCUAGGGGGUGCCCUGAACAGUGUUGUCCUUCACAACGUCUGGCUGACUUCACAAUCCACCAGCACCAUACAGGAAAAGACUUUCAGAUUCCCACUCAGGAUCAUUGGCGAUAUUGAGUUAGGUCCAGAUGAGACUGUGAAUGGAGUGGACAUAUCUGAGUGGGAACGUCUGUCUGUACUGACAGAUGGAAGAAGACAGGUGCAUGGAAGUGUGAGGAUGGGAUCUGUCCAUGUGACAGCUGGCUUGAGGGUUACUGGGCACAUAGAUGGUGUGGAGGUCAGCAGGAUGAUGAGGGUCCAUGGUGAUCAGGUCAUCACCGGGAGGAAGACAUUUAUUGGCAAUGUGGUCAUUUCCAAGCAGUCUGACAUUUUAUUACAUGGCUUAUUCAAUAAGUUGGACAUGAAGACCUUAAUGCAGGGAGCCCUGAAACAUGAGAGUACUUCCUUCCUGAUACUGACUCAUGUGUAUGGGAAUGUGUCAGUCCAUGGCCGGGUGGGCUUCAGCUUGUCUGUGGGCAGGUAUGAUCCUGAGGGUCUGCGUGAAGGGAGUCGUCAGCUGGUGCAGAUGUACACUGACGUGUCCCAGUACUUGCCUCAUCACAGGACCCACACCUGUCAGGCAGUCAACACACUCAACACUUUCCUGUCAGCCUUCAGGUUACCUGUACAGUACUUUGAGAUGCAAGUCCUGUUUGAUGAGGACAGUAUUUCCGUGCAUGGAUUUGGGCACCAGCUGCAGCAGUAUGUCAUGGUGUGUAGCUGUCAGGCUGUUACUGUCUACAUGAUGACAUCAUCAGCAGACCAGCCCCUCAUCCCAGUCUACAGCAGCACUUUCAGCCCAACAGUUCACAUCACUUCAUACAGCUUCACCAACAGGACAUUCAUAGUAACUACACAUGAUAAGACCAACUGGUACCCAACUGUCUGUACCACAAUACCAGAUGACAGCUUAUAUGCCUACAGUACAAUCUAUGAGUGGUCAGGAGAACACCUGGUGCCUGUACAGACUAUUCUCCGACCACCUGGCCGAUGGGGGAGGGGCAUAUCAGUGGAGCCUUUCUGGGAUGGAACAUACCAAUAUAUCCUCAUCACAGGAGAAGCUGGGAAUGAGGCUCUCGUGUACCGCUCUACAGCUCUGAGGUAUGGUUUGAUAAAUGGAUUAAAACUACAAGGACUACACCAACUCACAACGGUUCAGUAUAGAGGAAAGAUAUUUGCAACUGUGUCCAAGAGCAGUGCGCCCGACGCCAGCGCACCUUUCACAGCUGACAUAUACUCCUGGCGGUCGCGGAUCCAGCGGUUCACCCUGAUUGGCAGGAUUCCUGAGCACGGUGUUGUGGAGUCGCGGCUGUUUGCUGCGGAGGACAGCCUGUACGUGGUCCUGCUGACUCAGCAAACCUCCCAGGCUCAUGGAACAAGGAGUUUAUUGUCAGUUUACCAGUACGGGGUGAGGAAUCGUUUCCUACGUCAGCAGCAGGACAGCCUGCCCAGCACAGCUAAGGACAUCCAGGUCAUCACAGCUGCUGGUGUCACCUAUCUGUGUGUGACAGUGGAGGGAGUCAAACUCAUGCUCUAUACUUGGAAAGGUGACUCAGGUUUUGUCUUUGACUUGUCUGUGAACGUACCUGGACUGAUGAGUGCAGAGAUGUUCACAGACAGGAGACGUACUCGCGUGUACGCAGUAGUACGGACAGACAAGACUGUGGAGACCAAACCUAUCAUCACAAACGUUAGGCAGUCUACAGGUCACAUCAGCACUGCUGUACUGUGGAGCAUAUUACCAGGUGUGCCUGUGAGGGAACCUGCAUCCAUCUGCCAGCCAUCUGAGAAGACAGGCAAUCAGGAGACUGCAUGACAGCUAAAUGCUGGUUCAAAGAAGGUCCCAAAGAAAAGAUCAUAGGGAGGGUAUAUAAGGGAAAAAUUGGUGUUUCAAAGAAUUCAGAACAUACCAACCAUCCACCCAUGUAUGGUGCACAAUUUUCAAAAAGGCACUUUGCUCAACUUUCCUCAGUCCACCCAGGUGUAAAAAUGGGUACCUGACUUUGGUUGGGGAGGUAAAAGGUAGCAGGAGGAGAGGGUUUGGCUCUGCCUUCCAAUACCAUACUCUAGACACAGUGGAUAAUAACCCACUUGUCCCUGUGGCCUCAAAAAGGCUAUGGGACUACCUUUCCUUUUUUUUACUGGAACAGGUAAUGAGGUUUAGAUCUGCUGGGGCCGGGUAACCAGGUAUUUCAAACCCUGAACACCAUGCAGUUUUGGA